Peronospora matthiolae is the source of this 759-nucleotide messenger RNA. The record is from the annotation of a GenBank genome assembly. Lineage: Eukaryota; Oomycota; Peronosporomycetes; Peronosporales; Peronosporaceae.
AUGAUGACGUCAUCCCUGGUCCCCACGACGUCGUCACGACGACAGCAGACAGACGAGCCACUGACGUGGGAUGACGCGUACACGCGCCACGUGACACUCGUGCUGUCUUCGAUUCUAUUCGAGCGCAAGGACUUUUGCCACGUGUUUUCGACGGAAGAAGUAGCACUAGCAACUCGAUUCCUUGGGGAUUUCCAGCCGCUGGAGCAGCAAUUGUACGCGCGGUUACUUCAGCGUCAAGGAGGGUGGAUCAAGACGACGUCACUCUUCCGAUACUUUAUACCCUACAACGAGAUCGAAUUCAAGAGGGAUGAGCUCCUCGACAAAACGCAAUCAGGACGCGAACAGCUGGUACAGUCAGUCAACAAUACCGACGUGCAACGUGUCGUCCGGGUUAUGCUCGAUGCGGGGUUUGUCGAAGCUUUUCCCGUGACGUCGACGGCGUCACGCCUGCCUCACAUGGCUACAGUUGCUGACCACGAUCGGUUUAACAAUGAUAAGCUGAAGCAAGAACAGGAACGUGCUACGUUAGACACGGUUUUAACUGCUGUCGCUCGUUGUGCUUCAACUUUAGAGCUUUCGAUACUGUUCAAGAAGAUGACGGGCAGUAAAAAACACGGGACGAAAGUGGACUUGAUGGCUGCUGUGCGAAAUGUAGCCAAGACGCAGAAACGGAUCAAUGGCUCGAGGCUUCCAGUCGCGCAGUUCAUGCAGCAGUAUUUGGCUCGAGUCGUACCCUCUCGCGGGAAAACAAUUGGCUGA